This is a messenger RNA of Phalaenopsis equestris, 904 nucleotides long. RefSeq lists its product as uncharacterized. The record is from RefSeq and is a predicted model, not a curated record. Lineage: Eukaryota; Viridiplantae; Streptophyta; Magnoliopsida; Asparagales; Orchidaceae. The coding region runs from base 251 to 802 and encodes 183 amino acids. The transcript has 2 exons.
UUAUCUGCUUUGGCACCAAGUUUAAAUUUUGCACAAACUAGCUUCUCAUUAGAUCAAUUUUACACUGGAAUAAUCUAUAAAAAUAACUAAUUUAUAUCAAUGAUCAUCAAUAAUAUCACCUAAUUGCCAAAAAAAAAAAAAUGCAGGUGUUUAAUCUUUGUGCAAUUAGAUGCAAGAAUCGUGAUGUUUUUGAAAAAGGAAUAAAACCAUAUUCUGAAGUGGAGAAGUUGAUAAAGCAGAAUAAACCUCAAUGGGGAAGUUUCUAAAACAAUAUGACAGAGAAUACAUGAAAAUGGCCAUGUUGAAGCAUGAAGAGACCUUCAAACACCAGGUCCAUGAAUUACAUCGACUCUAUCAAAUUCAGAAGAUUCUGAUGAAUGAAAUGAAGACUGCAGAGCUGAAGAAGCAGCAAGCUUCUUCCAAUUCAGAAAAUAAGCCAGACAAGCGCUGCGCAGAAAAGAGAAGACUGAAUCGAACACUGGAACUUGAACUGAAUGCAGAAGAAUACAUAGGAAAAGAAAGCAAAGCUGAAGAAGGAGAGCUGGAGCUGACUCUGGCUACAGGAAGCAGGAGGAGGAAGAAAGAAGAAACUUCUUUUACUUCUGAUUCUGGAGCAAGUUUCUCAUGGUCUUCAGCUGAGUCAAGUGGGGUGAAAUUAAUGGGGAAAGAAGGGGGAUUGUUUCAGGCUAACAGCUUUCAGAGUGAGAGGAAGAGUUCUUAUGAUGUUGAAGAACAGGUGAGGCAGAAUAGUAUGAAUCAGUCGCCUUGGCUCUUGCAGUGUUUGAGUUUGAACAUGACAUGAUUAUCUCUUCUUCUUUUUUCUUUUUUUUGGUGAUCAUUUUCAAUAUAAACACCCUUGUUGAAUCUUAGGGAUCAUAAUCUUCUUUGGUGAACAAAAUCUAAA